CUGUUUAACCUUUAUUUCUGAUGCUGGAGUGGCUGCUCAGCCUGGCAUUAAUUUUUUCUCCAAGCUUGCUAGGCCCAUGAAGUAAACAGCCAUGUGCAUUCCUUACUCUAUAUUUAACAGCUGCAGUCUGUGCUGGGGGAGACGGCAUGAGAAGGGGCUUUUUGUAGCUGCCCAAAUUCAUCUUUCUUGAGGGAAGGGAGGGGGGAGUGGAUUGGGAGGGGAAAGAGGGAUUUCUCUCCCCUGUUCGGUUUUCGAGAGCAGGCUUCAGCUCCAGAGACUGCAAUGCCAGCCUCCCAAAGCCGGUCCAGAGCCAGAGACAGGAACAAUGUCCUCAACAGAGCCGAGUUCCUCUCGCUGAACCAGCCCUUGAAAGGCAACCAGGAGGCCAGGGGCUCCAGCCGAAAGCCGAACAGCCAGCCGGGCCCGGCUCCCUCCCAGAACAACGGCACCAAGGAGCGGAGGCAGUCGCAGCAGCUGCCCGAGGAGGACUGCAUUCAGCUCAACCCCUCCUUCAAGGGGAUCGCCUUCAACUCCCUGCUGGCCAUUGACAUCUGCAUGUCCAAGCGCCUGGGCGUGUGCGCCAGCAAAGCCUCGUCCUGGGGCAGCGCCCGCUCCAUGAUCAACCUCAUCGGGAUCACGGGGCACGGGAUCCCCUGGAUCGGGGGCACGCUCAUCUGCCUGGUGAAGAGCAGCACGCUGGCUGGCCAGGAGGUGCUCAUGAACCUGCUGCUAGCGGAGAGCAUGCAAAGAAGCGAAAGCUCCCGGAGAAAGCCAGCCAGCCACCCCGCCUGCUGCAUGGACCGAGCCUUGCUCCUGGACGUCAUGAUUGUGGCUGGCCUGCAGAAGCUGGCCAAGCGGAAAGGCCCGUACGACAUCAAUCCCGGCUUCUUGGACUACCUGACCAUGGACAUCUACGCGUUCCCCGCCGGCCACGCCAGUCGCGCCGCCAUGGUGUCCAAGUUCUUCCUCAACCACCUGGUCUUGGCCAUCCCCCUCCGGAUCCUGCUGGUUGUCUGGGCCUUCUGUGUGGGGCUUUCCCGUGUCAUGAUCGGACGGCACCACAUCACGGACGUCCUGUGUGGCUUUGUCUUCGGGUACUUGCAGUUCAGGCUGGUGGAGUUGAUAUGGAUGUCUUCCAACACAUGUCAGAUGUUGAUAUCCAUCUGGUGAGCACGGCAGGCCUGAUGCUUUGACGCUGGAAACAAGCGGACACGUUACCUUUCUCUCUCAUUAUUUUUUAUAUGUUACUGUCCGUGUUGGGUUAGAAACAAAUGCACUUCCAUGAGUAGUGGUAUUUUUUAAUGUUACUUCCCUGCCUGAAAAAAACCCAACACUGUUUCUUGCAACUGUUUGGGUUUCAGUAGUCCAGGGCCGUCGCCAUGUUCUGGCCGUUUCCUGAAGUUCUAUUUGAAUGGCAACCAAAUUAAGCUUUAAAGGUAGCACAAGUGAGCACUGUUUGGACAGUGCACUUCUGAUGCCUUGGUGUGUCCCUAGGAUGCACAACACCUGUUAUCCCCUCAAGGAUGCUUAAUUAGCUUCUUGGAGGCUAAGUGUUUUUGGCAAGAGCAUCACAGCGCUUUCUCUUCCCAUAAGCCCAGCCAUUGUGUCUUGUUCAGAGCCAGAGAUGCUGCUGGACUUCCCAGAUAAUAACACUUCUGCCAUGUUUGUUCCUUAUCUUAACCAGGGAGUCUCCCAAGGGGUGGUGGAAGCCCUAUUGCUCGUGACAUUUAAGUGCAGACUGGACAGUGCCAUGCAGGGAUCAAUCCUGCACAGGCUCUUGGGAGAUGGGACUUGUGGACCCAAUACCGUUGAGCACUUAAGCUCAUGCUUUAUUUUGAGCAUGUGUUUAAAUCCUAUUGACUCUGGUAAGACGUAGGGAUGGGCUGAAGUGAUACACAUAAUAGGGAUGAAGGACUUACGCAUAUGCUUAAAGGUAAGCAGCUGCUAGAUGGUUUGUUGAAUUAGCUGUUGAAAAUCCUGCUCAGCCAGGGUGACUGUCGUUUUGCUUUUGUUUCUUGGAAGGAGAAAUAAAAUACUCACGUUUCCCUCCUGGC
Molecule: messenger RNA, 2054 nt
Organism: Alligator sinensis (Chinese alligator)
Lineage: Eukaryota; Metazoa; Chordata; Crocodylia; Alligatoridae
Gene: PLPP7
Product: phospholipid phosphatase 7 (inactive)
Exons: 3
Coding region: 283-1170 (295 amino acids)
Cellular component (GO): nuclear envelope
Molecular function (GO): sphingosine-1-phosphate phosphatase activity
Source: RefSeq, a predicted model, not a curated record